AUCUAUUUCGAACUCUAAACAUAAAAUUCUUCCCAACUUCUCAAUGAAUCAAAACAAUGACUGGAAAUAAUUUCUAGUUUUUUUUUUUAAUUGUUGACCAGGAGAAAUGAAAGAAACUCCCAAGGAAAAAAAAGAAGUUCCUUUUUAUUUUGUUUUGGCGUGAAAAAGGAAAAAAAGAAGUUAAUCGUAACCGCCCAAAAUGCUCUCUCUUCCUUCCUCGCCAGCUUCCCCUCAAAAUCUCAAUCACUCAAUGAAGGAAAAAACCAGACAUUAAUGGCUCUCACAACCGCUCUCAUGAAAACCAUAAAUGCCCAACUCCUCCUCUCAAUCCCCUCAACCACAUCUUCCCUCCAUUCCCAACUAUAAAAAGCACCCCUUCUUAUCACUGUUCUAGCUUCCAAACACACACUUCACUAUACCACCGCCAUACCUACUCCAUUUCCCCCUUUCUCCGUUUCCCACCCUAUUCACUAGCCAAACAUGGCCGCCGUCAAGAUCUCCUCCAAAACCCUAGUCAAGCCGGCCAAGAAAAUCGGGAGGACCGAGUGCCAGCUGGUCACCUUCGACCUCCCUUACCUCGCCUUCUACUACAACCAGAAGCUCCUCAUCUACCAAUCCGACGCCGUUUUCGCCGACGCGGCCGCCAAGCUCAAGGACGGCCUCGCCACCGUCCUCGACGACUUCUACCAGCUCGCCGGCCGCCUGGGGAAGGACGACGAAGGUGUCUUCAGGGUCGAGUACGACGACGACAUGGAAGGCGCCGGCGUGGAAUUCUCCGAGGCCGCCGCCGACGGGAUCUCCGUCGCCGACCUUAUCGCCGACGACGGUACCUCGUCGUUCAAGGACUUGAUUCCGUACACCGGCGUCCUCAACGUCGAAGGCCUCCACCGCCCCUUGCUCGCCGUCCAGCUGACGAAGCUGAGCGAUGGGCUGGCGAUGGGCCUGGCGUUCAACCACGCGAUCCUGGACGGGACAUCGACAUGGCACUUCAUGGGCUCAUGGGCCGAGAUCUGCAACGGGUCCAGCUCCAUCUCCAUCCCGCCGUUCCUGGAGCGGACCAAGGCCCGCAACACCCGGGUCAAGCUGGACCUCUCCCCGCCGGACCCGCUCACCAAGCCCAACAUCGAUUCCGGAGCUCCGGCCAAGAUCCUCAGAGAGAAGGUGUUCAAAUUCCCGGAAUCAGCCAUCGCCAAGAUCAAGUCAACGGUCAACUCGACCCCGCAACCGGACGGCGGAGGAUCGAAGCCGUUCUCGACUUUCCAGUCGCUGGGGGUCCACAUCUGGCGCCACGUCAGCCGGGCGAGGGAUCUGAAACCCGAGGACUACACGGUGUUCACGAUCUUCGUCGACUGCAGGAAGCGGGUCGACCCGGCGAUGCCCGACAGCUACUUCGGGAACCUGAUCCAGGCGAUCUUCACGGUCUUGCCGGCGGGGAUGCUGUCGGGCAACCCGCCGGAGUUCGGGGCGGCGAUGAUCCAGGGGGCGAUCGAGAAGCACGACGCCAAGGCGAUCGACGGGAGGAACGAGGAGUGGGAGGCGGCGCCGAAGGUGUUCCAGUACAAGGACGCCGGGGUGAACUGCGUGGCCGUCGGGAGCUCGCCGCGGUUCCGGGUCUACGACGUGGAUUUCGGGUUCGGGAAGCCCGAGAGCGUGCGGAGCGGGUCGAAUAACCGGUUCGACGGGAUGGUGUUUCUGUACCGCGGGAAGGAAGGCGGGAUUGACGUGGAGAUUAGCUUGGAGAGUGGGGCCAUGGAGAAGCUGGAGAAGGACGGGGAGUUUCUAAUCGAGGAGGGGAUUGCCGUUAAUGGUAAUUAAUUAAUGAUUAAUGGACUGAUGAUCGCGAGGUGCUGAUUACCGUUGGUUGAUUAAGCCUUGGUUGUGUGUUUAGUACUUGGAUAACGCGGGUAUAAUUUGUGACACUUAUUUAUUAUACCAUUUUAUCCAGGGGACUGAAGUGUACCAAAAAUAAGUUUGAGGAGUGAGUCUUUCAAAAAAGAAAGUUGGGGGAGGAGUGAGAGAGAAUCUGUGUGUCUUUUUUCUUUUCUUUCCUUUUGGUAAUGUUCAAGCUUUUAUUUUGGUUUCUUUUCUUUCUUUCUAGUUCGUCUUUGGUAAUGGUAAUGUUUAUGUCGUAUGACAAACUCUGUAACUUUAAUAAUCCUAUAAAUAAAAUUGGUAGUUUGUGAGAGAUGGUUGAUUAGGGUGAACUUUUGUUGAUAGUGUAACAUCGUGGAUAUAUUUUGGACAAUGCACAAAAAAAAUGUUUAAAAAUCGU
Messenger RNA from Linum trigynum, 2272 nucleotides. The record is from the annotation of a GenBank genome assembly. Lineage: Eukaryota; Viridiplantae; Streptophyta; Magnoliopsida; Malpighiales; Linaceae.